AUGUCGCAUAAAACUGUGAUGCGGUGCUGCACCCCACCCCCGGUGGGCAGCGGCGAUGACAUGUUCUCCUCCAGCCGCCACCUCUUCUUCCCGAACGAGGAGGAGGAGAACCGCGACGACGGGGCAGCGAUGUUGAACAAGAGUAUGGCCAUGCGGCCGUCCGACAGCUUCCUGCGCCAGUCCGGCCCACGCACCUCCGGCGAAUCGCGGCCGAGUGACGCGCUCGACGCGAGCGUACACCUGCCGUCCCCUCCCCGCGGCCUCCACUCUCCCCGUCGGGCUUUUCAGCCUAUCCCGUUGAACCUGCCAAGCGAGCAUUGCUUCGGUCGCACGGCUUUCCAGGGUUUGUCAAUGGACGGCAUGAGCACCACUGGUGCGACCAGCACGCCAUGGUGGCCCUCUACCGCAACCAACAUCACCUCAACCACGUACGACAUGACCACCGCUGCAUCCGCCUCCAGGUCGAUGGGCAUGUCGUACCUCGACACCCCCGAGGUGCAGCGCGUGAGCACGGUGAGCAUCGCGCCCAACGCCAUGUCCCACCUGCUCUACACCCCGCAGACGCCACAAGUGUGCCUGGCGUGGCGGGCAAACCUGGACGCAGAGCUCGACCCAGUCAACGCGCAGCACCCUGCCGAUCAACUCCCGCCCGUGACCACGCUGAUGGAAGGCAUGCUGUACAUUGGCGGCUUCCCUGAUGCCGAGACGGUGCCGCUGCUGCAGUCCAUCGGCGUGCACCACAUCAUCAACUGCUGUGCGCAGGACGUCGUGACUUGUCCGGCAGUGUCGGGUGCGUUUCACGUGCACAACCUGCAGGCCUUUGACGUGGAGGACUACUUAAUCUUACAUCACGACUACGAUAUUUUUGCUGCGUUGCUGUCUGAUUUGCUGGCGCGUGGGGAGAGGGUGUUUGUGCAUUGCAUUGCCGGCGUGAACCGCAGCGCCACGCUGUGCGCGGCGUACCUCAUGGACCGCUUCGCGCUUUCCCCAGUGGAGGCGGUGCGUGUUUUCCGUGGCAACGGGCGCAUGCGUCUUCUUGACAACAAAGGCUUCCGCCACCAACUGGUAGACCACUACCUCCAGAGUGUUGAGCCGCGAAUGGCAGAGCCGGGACUUCACUGA
Messenger RNA from Leptomonas pyrrhocoris, 1122 nucleotides. RefSeq names its product putative protein phosphatase. Lineage: Eukaryota; Euglenozoa; Kinetoplastea; Trypanosomatida; Trypanosomatidae. Gene Ontology annotation, biological process: negative regulation of MAPK cascade; protein dephosphorylation. Bases 1 to 1122 code for a protein of 373 amino acids. The record is from RefSeq and is a predicted model, not a curated record. Gene Ontology annotation, molecular function: MAP kinase tyrosine/serine/threonine phosphatase activity; protein tyrosine/threonine phosphatase activity. Gene Ontology annotation, cellular component: cytoplasm. The transcript has a single exon.